CGGACUCCAGAGUGCAAACCACCUUGCCAAAGAGAAACGUUCUUUGUCAAGAAGUGCAUCUACCCACGUCUAUCAAUAUGCAGAAGUACUUGUUUGGCUUUUUGUUCGUGGCGGCUGUUGCCAUUGCCGCGAACGCAGUUCCCAGCGCAUACGUGGCCCCAUUGGCAGCUGCACCUGUCAAGGCGAAUCUGUCGCACAAUUUGAUUCUUGGGAGCCGACUUCCUGGUGACAGGCUGAUCAUCAGAGAGAACAUCAUCAAGCCUUCGAAGUGGCUCCAGGUAAUCACCGUAGAGAGGACCUACAACGCCUCCAAGUACGAGCGCAUCACCCAGGUCAAGGCUUUGGACCAAAAGACCAACGGAAAUGGGGCUUACGCGACUCUGAAGUAUGGAGGUCCAGGAAACCAGAACGUCACUUUGAAGUUCAAGAGCCAGAGGGGACACGGCAUUAACUUCGUCGUUGAAAUUUACGCCCGGUACUAGAGAAAUUCACGACACGACGCAGGGCUAUGAAAUCCGGCAAUAAAAACGCGGCAUGUCAUCAUUGUGGUCUAUGUAUGGUGUCGAGGAGCUCAUGACUGAUUGGACGUGUUGGAGUCAUCACCCGGUUCAGUCAUCAUACAAAUUUGGACAGCACCUUCAUCGAGACUUCCUGAAGUUACGUGGCUCUUAUCAUCUUCUGUAAAUUGGGCGACAUUUUGAAAACAAUUGUACGAUGGUGGGAAUGUAUAGACUGUAUAAAUUGGAAUAUACUCGCUUGGGUUGUUGAUCGUAGAGGAGCGUUUCAGAAUCCCUAGAAGUCUGUCCAAUGGGAAUCAGUGAAUUUUGGGGGAAAAAGAAGUUUAAACUGGACGCGACGUAAGUGCGCAAUUAGAACGGCUGCCACUUCGGUGGAUGCCAGUCACGUCUAGUACGAGGAAUAAAUCACGUUUGGCUUUGGAAUUUUUAUCGUGCCCUAUCACAUGCACUUUUUGUCCCAUUUCCACGCACGUACAGAUCGUAACUUGUUCCUCUCGUCGAACCUUUUUCUCCCGGGGUCCCAUUGAAUUCCAAACGAAACGAUCCCACCUACGCUCAGGACCUUAAAUCUGCCAAUAGUUGCCUAACUUUCUAUUUUUUCACCUAAGCACCGAGGAUGUAGGACUUGUCUUAUUGAAAGAAUAAUAAACAUAGUAAUGCGCUGAA
Molecule: messenger RNA, 1184 nt
Organism: Orussus abietinus
Lineage: Eukaryota; Metazoa; Arthropoda; Insecta; Hymenoptera; Orussidae
Product: probable salivary secreted peptide
Exons: 1
Coding region: 78-482 (134 amino acids)
Source: RefSeq, a predicted model, not a curated record